Molecule: messenger RNA, 5657 nt
Organism: Hypomesus transpacificus
Lineage: Eukaryota; Metazoa; Chordata; Actinopteri; Osmeriformes; Osmeridae
Gene: wdr62
Product: WD repeat domain 62
Exons: 32
Coding region: 687-5657 (1656 amino acids)
Molecular function (GO): protein binding
Source: RefSeq, a predicted model, not a curated record
UAGGACUGGUGAAUCGUGGUGCAUCAGAUGAGACUUUGCCCCAUGUUACGAUCUCCAAUAUGACACGGAACUCAUCAUUCUAUUAAGGCAGGCAAGAAGCUGCGCUCUAAUUAACUUGCUACCGCCCGUCUCACACGGUCCAUCACCCUAUGUGCAAAACGAGUGUACCCAAUGACGGACAAUAAAUCGUCACUUCAGUUGAAGACCAAUCAUGGAGUAGAAUUGAUGGUCGGGUCGACAUUGUUCGCGCAAUCAACGGGGGCAGUGUAUGUUUGAAUUAAAGUCGCGCGUUCCGUUUAAAGACUACAAAUACGUUGUAGGCAAAAGUUUCAGGUUUCAUCUCUAACUUUCCGUACUGAGCGAAGUCGAUUGAAGUAUUUGACAUAGAAACUUGUGUUUGCGGAGGAAGUAUGUUUUGCAGUGUGAAUUAUAUUUGACAUGACCGAGUACUAUAUUGGCAUUAUUUUAUAACUUUACGAAAUGUCUCUAACGUUUGUGCUAAGUUAAGUUAGCUUGCUUAAAUAAGUUAGGACUACUAGUAUUGCUAGCCUGAUGAACCAAGUUGGCUUCCACCAGCUAACUUUAAACACCGACCGUAACGUUAGUUAUCAAGAACAUCACAGUGGCGAAUAUCUGAACGCUAACAAAAACAGACAACUAUUUCAGCGGCGUGAAUUCAUCUCGCUAUGGCUGAGGGAUCAUACGGAGGUGCCAAUAUAACUUCAUUUCCAUCGAGAAAUAGGAAAGUGAUGAGCAAUGCGUCUGCUGCCACAAAUAUGCGGCGAAGAAGUCGACAAAACCAAAGACGGACUACUCACAAUCGGGUUGUUCUUGAAAGAGUGCUUGGAAUCACCACCUCCAACGGUAGUGGCCUGGCCUGUGACCCGAACACGGGAUUAGUUGCCUACCCUGCAGGGUGUGUUAUUGUGAUACUUCAUCCAAAGAAAAACAAACAGUUUCACAUCCUCAAUACAUCAAGAAAAACCUUCACUGCCCUGGCAUUCUCUCAAGAUGGAAAAUAUUUGGUCACUGGUGAGAGUGGUCACAUGCCCUGUGUGCGAGUGUGGGACGUGGCUGACAGGACCCAGGUGGCAGAGGUCCAGAGCCACAAGUAUGGGGUGGCUUGUGUGGCCUUCUCCACCAACAGCAGCUACAUCGUGUCUGUGGGCUAUCAGCAUGACAUGACCGUCAGUGUCUGGGAGUGGAGGAAAGGCACUGUGAUCGCAUCCAACAAGGUAUCCAGCAAGGUCCAGUCAGUGUCCUUCUCUGAGGACAACAGCUACUUUGUCACUGCGGGAAACCGUCACAUCAGGUUCUGGUACCUGGAUGCUUCCAAGGAGAGACGGGUUAACAGCACGGUGCCCUUAAUUGGCCGGUCGGGGUUACUAGGGGAACAGCGGAACAGCAUGUUCUGUGGAUUGGCUUGUGGGCGGGGAAAGAUGGCUAGCAGUACCUACUGCAUCACCAGCUCGGGGCUGCUGUGUCAGUUCAACAGCAACAGGAUGCUGGACACCUGGGUCGACCUCAAGACGACCUCAGCCCGCUGCCUGUCUGUGAGCGAGGUCUACAUCUUCUGUGGCUGUGCUGACGGCACCGUUCGUGUCUUUAGCCCCCAGACCCUUCAUUACAUCGCCACCCUGCACCGACCUCACUGCCUGGGGGUGGAUAUCACCCAGGGCAUCCUGCCAGAGCACCUGUUCUCGGCCAAACAAGAGGCAGAGUACCCAGACUCCCUGGCACUGACCUUUGACCCUGUGACAAGGCACCUGACCUGUGUGUACAAUGACCACAGUGUGUAUGUGUGGGACGUGCGUGACGUCAGGAACGUGGGGAAGGUCUACUCUGCCCUCUACCACAGCGGCUGUGUCUGGAGUGUGGAGACCUACCCUGACAUGGGAGAGCCAUCGCUGGCCUGUCUUCCUGCGGGGGCCUUCCUCACCUGCUCCUCCGACAACACCAUCCGCCUGUGGCACGGCGACCCCCUGCAGGGUCAGGCUCAGUCCAGCGCCCCGGGCCCCGGCUGCCUGCGCAACUUCUACAGCAACGAUCUGAUGAGGAUAGUCUACGUCGGGGAGGACACCCAGCAUCUGCGGGCGGAGGGCGGGCGAGGAGAUGGCGCUGGGAUGGACGGCAAGGCUGGUGUCCGUGUGCUCAGCGUCAGCCCUGAUGGACAACACCUCGCUGUGGGAGAUCGCAGCGGCAACCUCCGGAUCUUCGGUCUGCAGUUCAUGGACGAGCUCCAGAAGAUCGAGGCUCACGACUCCGAGGUGCUGUGCCUGGAGUUCUCCCCGACACACACCGGCCUCGGCCUGCUGGCGUCCGCAAGCAGAGAUCGCCUCAUUCACAUCUUCAACAUGGAGAAGAACUACACCCUACAGCAGACUGUCUACGACCACUCGGCCUCCAUCACCGCCAUUAAGUUCACAGGUGUGAGCCCGGAGGUGCGGAUGGUGAGCUGUGGAGCUGACAAGAGUAUCUAUUUCCGCACAGCGGAACAGACGCCGGAAGGUUUAAACUUCUCCCGCACGCACCACGUGGUAGAGAAGACCACCUUGUACGAUAUGGACCUUGACGCCACUCGCGCGCACACCACCAUUGCCUGCCAGGACAGGAACAUCAGAGUGUACAAUGUGAAGAGUGGAAAAAUGAAAAAGUGCUUCAAGGGCUCAACCAGUGAUGAGGGCACCCUCCUCAAGGUUCAGCUGGACCCUUCAGGCACAUACCUAGCCACAAGCUGCUCUGACAAGAACAUCUGCAUCUUCGACUACGAGUCAGGGGAAUGUGUGGCCACCCUGUUUGGACACUCGGAGAUUGUGACGUGUAUGAGAUUCAGCCAGGACUGCCGACACCUCAUCACGGUAUCUGGAGACAGCUGUGUGUUUGUGUGGAAGCUGGACUCCCACAUGACUGUCUCCAUGAGGAAGAGGCUGGCUGAGGUAAAGCAGAGAGCAGGACUGAAGCCUUCUGCCCAACCCGCCACCCAACAGCAGGCCAUCAGGAGAGAGACCUUCAUCACAGGACCCAGCCUGCUGCCCCAGGAGGAGGAAGAGGAGGAGAAGGGUUUGGUCGAGGAGGAAGAAGAGGACCCUCAGACCCCUGCUAGAUUUGACGUCACUUACGACUUUCCAGAUCUGGAUCCCAUGGUUCUAACUAACGGCAAACUGCCCAUGUGGGCCCGCAAACUGGGUUCGGCCAUGGGGACCACCAUCCCUCCGGCACCUGAGGUGAAGCUGGGGCCCCAGCAGCCCCGGGGCCGCUGGGCAGAGCAGCUGGACCCCCAGGCCCUCCGCUCGGUCCUCGACACCAGGAGCCUUCAGCUCGCCCUGUCCCCCAGCCCCAGGCGGCCCGAGGGCCAGGAGGACGAGGAGGAGGAGCAGGAGGAUGAUCCUUACUUCCACCCUCAGAGCCUGGAUAGUCUUCUAGGAGGAGACGAGGAGGAGCCAGAGGAGGUGGAUGAAGAGGAAGAUGAAAAGGGGUCAAGUGCAACAUUUGGGUCCCAUCCAGAGGGGCCUGACUUCCUGGCCCUGCAAGAUAGUGAGGAGAUGUUUGAUCCGGGCCUCAGCUCCCUGGAGCGGAGUGACUUUGUGCUCUACCCUGCCAACAGCACCACCCUGUCCACAAGCGGAGAGGGAGAGUUUGACGUGCGGGACCAGAAGCAGGAGCGGAGGCAGGUGUGGGCUGGGGAGGAGCUGAGUCCAGACAGCGCCUGCUGUGUCGGCUCUGCUGGGAGCCAAGACCAGCACCAGGACGACACAGACUCGCUGAGUCAGGUGAGCUCCACGGGCAGCUCAGGGGUGGAGGAAGAGGAGGAGGAGGAAGAGCAGCGGGAGACACUGCUGCACCAACACUUUGACACUCUGGCCAACAAUCUGCCCAGUGAAGAGAAGUUUGACACAGACCCCCGCAGCCUGCAGCAGCCGGCCGAGAGCCACUUCCUGAACCCGCGACUCAGCAUCUCCACCCGCUUCCUGUCUCACUUCCAGAGCCGCGUCCGCCCAGGACUCCUUCCUGCCCCACGUCAUGCCCGACUCCACCCCAGGAUCUCUGAGGAGGCCAGCGACCAGGCCCCCAGCACCCCCGAGGUCGACUCAAAGCUGUGUCCUGAGCCGUGUGCCACGGAACUUUCUGAAGCGGGUAACCCAGACAGUGACAGAGCGCUAAGGUGUCAUCCUGUGGCGCUAAAGAGACGGGGCUGCUCCGUCAAAGCCCAGUGCUGCCCUCAUCCUCGCCCUCGGCCCCUACGCAGCCGCAACACCAUAGCUGUCAUCCACUGGAGAGACUCCCUGGGAGAUAUUACAAACAAGACUCUGGCAUCACAGUCUUUCUCUCAGAACACUGCCCCGGUAGAGCUCCUGGCCCCACCUGGUAGUUCAGGCCAGAAAGGCUCCCUCGCUGCCCUGGAUAAGGACCUCCUCUCCCGGCCUUGCCGCCAGAGCUACAUGGGCACCACAGCCAGCUCCAGGGCCAAGAUCUCCCAGGGCCACACGGCAGGCGAGGGUCUGAACAUCUCCCCCACAGACGAGCAGCCUGGUGACCCCAUGGAGGGGAAGUCUUCAUCCAUCCCAGAUUUGACGGCGCAGGAGUGGAAAGAGAACCUUUCUUCCUCGGCACCCCCUCCUGUGGCCCCGACCACCACAACCUUGCCCUCCUCGCUGGUGUAUUCUGCUCCUGCCAGCCAGCCUCAUCUUCCCUCUCCUGCUCCUGGAAAUCACAGUGCGAGAGCUUUCCUCCACCUGGACCUGGCCAUGCCCGAGGCCCCGGCUCCGUCCUGCAUGUCGCCCUUGUCCUACAAGACACGGCGGCGCACUGUGGACUCGCCCCGGCGCCCGGCCCUGGUGACCCCCACGGAGAUGCGCUCUCUGGGCAAAGAGGCCAAGAAGCGCAUCAGCAACAUCGAGCAGACCCUGACGCCCAGGAGAGGGCAUCAGGCACGCAGCCUGGGCCCCACCACCCGGACAGAGAGCCCAGCCAGGUCUCAGUCCCCGUGUGGCCCCAGGCGCCAGGAGGAGGAAGGGCUGCGGUCCAGUGUACCCCAGCAGUCCAGUCCCACCUUUGAUCCCUCAGCCAGCCCUCCACCUGGGCACAGCAUGCCACCGUCAGAAAGUUCAGAAGAGCGUUCAAACUCCUCCAACUCAGGCUCAGAUUCUGUGGAGGAAACUGUGAACGUCCAGAUGUGUAACCAGAUUGUUGAAGAACUGGGCAACACCAUGAGAAGAACAGUCAACUUUUAUAAUAAGGUGUGUUCCAUGUCAGACGGUCUAGAUCAGCAGGCGCAGAUGCUGGGCUUCCUGAAGGGGGCCUUUACAUCGGUCCAGAGCGAGCUGGACUCCCUGUAUUUGGAGGACAGGCGUCCUGGCCCCUCCCCCGUGGAGGACAGGCAUCCUGGCCCCGCCCCUGUGGAGGUCAGGCAUCCUGGCCCCGCCCCUGUGGAGGACAGGCGUCCUGGCCCCGCCCCUGUGGAGGACAGGCGUCCUGGCCCCGCCCCUGUGGAGGACAGGCGUCCUGGCCCCGCCCCUGUGGAGGACAGGCGUCCUGGCCCCGCCCCUGUGGAGGACUCCCCUGGCCGCCAGCUGAGAGACGACAGGACUGUGGCUCUGUUGGAAAAGUACUCUGAAAUGUUGCUUCAGAUCGCAGAGAGAAAGAUGGACAGUCACUGA